Molecule: messenger RNA, 2536 nt
Organism: Hippocampus zosterae (dwarf seahorse)
Lineage: Eukaryota; Metazoa; Chordata; Actinopteri; Syngnathiformes; Syngnathidae
Gene: nif3l1
Product: NIF3 NGG1 interacting factor 3-like 1 (S. cerevisiae)
Exons: 6
Coding region: 589-1800 (403 amino acids)
Cellular component (GO): mitochondrion; cytoplasm
Source: RefSeq, a predicted model, not a curated record
GCUAAUGAACAUCAUUAAAAUACUUUAAAAUGCAUACUAAAUUGAUGGCUUUGUGUGUUCAAAUAAGAUUUGUUUCACCCUAUCAAAUCGCAACAGUUCGCUCCGUUGUGUGCUUACAAUAUAAAAAGUGGGAACUAAUGUUAUUCGCGAUGUGUCAAGUUGCACUGGAGCAAAAAAUAAAUAAAAAUCCGCUCGCACAAUAUAUUCUGUACAUUUCCGAUAUUAAUACAAAUGUUUUGAAGCAAUAUGAAAUGUCCAGUAGUGUGGUAAAUAUUGAUCAACAACCACACUUUUUUUUAAUAAGAAAAAUGGCACUCUUCAGUAUUGCACUAUAUAAAAACAGUAAUAGCAUAAUUACAAACAGGCACAUUUGAUGAUAAAAUACAGAAGACCAUCGCAUCUAGCCAAAGAUGUAGUAAUAGUCGUACUACGCAGAAGAUAAAGAAUAUGCCAGUGAGUCAUGUUAUAUUGUCGAGUCAUGUGUUCCGACUCUUUGUGUGAAAAUAAUAUUUUUGAAGAAUUGUUCACGACAUGCUAAACUUCUGUUUGUUGUAAACUUCGCAACCACUUUGAGGUUCUGAGGCACCAAUGUAUUAUUGUCCUCACAGGUCUCGCUUGAUAUUGACUGGAUGUAAGACCCUUCCAAAGAUAUUUCUGUUGCAAAGCUUCAGAAGCGUUUGGACCAGGUCCAUCCUUCAAAUCGCAUCCUGUAAUUUCUGCUUCAUCCUCUCCCGCUAUCGUUCCUCAUUCCGCCCCAGCCCAAUGGAGCUAAAGGACGUUCUGAAGGUUUUGGAGGAUCUCUCGCCCCUGUCGUUGGCUGAGCCAUGGGACAACGUGGGCCUCUUGUUGGAGCCAAGCGAGCCGCGGCCCGUCAAAACCAUCCUGCUGACCAACGAUCUCACAGAGCCAGUCAUGGAGGAAGCCCGGGCCGAAGGCUGCGAUCUCAUCAUCUCCUACCAUCCUCCGCUCUUUCGCCCAAUCAAACGUCUGGUGCAGAAAGACUGGAAGCAGCGAUUGGCUAUCAGAGCCGUGGAGGCCAGCAUUGCGGUCUUCUCGCCUCACACGUCUUGGGACAACGUUGGUGGAGGAGUCAACGACUGGCUGGUUGGAGGACUUGGUGGCGGUCAGGUGUCUGUACUGACUCAGGCCUAUGUGGACUUGCCUUUCAGUCACAUAGUGGAAUUCCAAUGCAAAAAUGACAUAUUGGAUGUUCUCUUGCGUGAACUGAAGGCUUUUGAAGGAGUGCUCGUACAGGACCCUCUCAGCUGUGACGCCACCAAGACUCAAGUCAGCCUACACUGCAGUGGUUCCGCAUUGGCUCCGGUGGUUGAUAAAGUGACGCAAUACAUCGUCGCCGUCGACAGGUCCCUCCGUAUUCUUAAGGCAGAAAAGCCUCCUCGGCUAGGCCACGGUCAGGGGCGACGCAGUGUUUUGGAUGAGCCGGUAACCGUGGCAACGGCCGUGAAAAAAAUGAAGUCCCACUUGGGCUUGAGCCACCUACGUUUGGCCCUCGGACAGGGACGCACGCAAGAAUCCUUUGUGCGGACUGUGGCUGCAUGUGCGGGAUCGGGAGCCUCGGUGCUGAGCGGCGUCCAAGCAGACCUCUACGUCACCGGUGAGAUGUCUCACCAUGAGGUGCUGGAUGCCGUUGCCAGGGGAACCAGCGUCAUCCUCAGUGACCACAGCAACAGCGAGCGCGGCUAUCUGUCUGUGUUCCGCCAGAAACUAACUGAAAGGGUUCCUGCCGAUGUCGUCGUGAUGGUCUCCAAGGCUGACAGGGACCCCUUGGAGGUUGUGUGAUGAGUAGAAUUCCUGUGAACCCCAACCCUGGCCAGAAUAGCCAAAUUCCUCCCAUAAAUUACACCCGCCCUAAAAAGGACUUUGUAAUGGAAUAUAGAUUCCACAAGAUGGCGGCAAAGUUCUUUGGAACCGGAUUGCACCAAAGCAGUGUCAGCGCAGUUUCUUGCCACCUAAGAUGUAAUAGAAUGACGCCAAAGCACUAUUGUUGUCAAAAUCAAGCAACUCAAUACCUGCCAACACUGAUUCUUGGCUCCAAAUGCCACAAAACGGCAUCAAAGUAAUGCUAAUGUUGCUGAAAUUUCAGAUUUCUCGAGGCAACCUUGUUGCCUAUCAGUUUUUGUGCUUUUUAAAACACCUGCCAAGGAACUACGCAGAAGUGAGGAAGGAGUUUUAUUAAAUCAGUGCUGUUUAUGCACCAUCGAGGUCUUAUCAAAGCCCCAUCUAAGACAAAAAGGAGCACCAACUUGGUUGCAAGGAACUAUAUUGACAUGAGAGGAGGAGCUUCUGUCAGUGUUUUGGGCUUGUAGGACUUGAUCCAUGUUUGCAAAGGGUUGCUGUCAUGAAAUGUAUUGCACAAAACAAUGAUUUGCGUGCACUGAGGGUUGUUUGUAUGGCUUAUUUCUGCAAGCUUUUCGUCCUGAUAAUCACUCGCGUCAUGUCCAUCGCGGGGGUAUUUUUUAAUUUAAUGUGCUUCGUGCAUGCAAGUUCAAAUAAAUUUGGGGGAAUCUGUCAUCAA